Molecule: messenger RNA, 696 nt
Organism: Beta vulgaris subsp. vulgaris (sugar beet)
Lineage: Eukaryota; Viridiplantae; Streptophyta; Magnoliopsida; Caryophyllales; Amaranthaceae
Exons: 3
Coding region: 7-696 (229 amino acids)
Source: RefSeq, a predicted model, not a curated record
CCUUGCAUGACUUCAAUUUUAACGGGGGAGAUGUGGAUGAAAGAAGUGAUAAAUGGACACCCUAUUCGAUGUGUCAAUGCAUUUAGGAUGGAGCCUCAAUUAUUUUUGAGAUUAUGUAAGGACUUAUCAUUAAAUUAUGGGUUGAAAGCUAGUAGUAACAUGCCUAUUUUCGAGAAAGUCGGCAUAUUUUUGUACGCAAUUGCUCAAAGUGCCUCAAAUAGAGUUCUUGGUGAGCGUUUUCAACGUUCUGGUGAUUCUAUUAGUAGAGCAAUUCAUGAAGUUCUUAAUUCAAUUUCUUGUCGAAAGGUGAAGAGUCUUGCACAUGAUAUUAUAAAGCCUUAUGAUCCCGAUUUCACAAGUGUGCCUGCAAAAAUAGCUCAAGAUAAAAGAUAUAUGCCAUUUUUUAAGGAUUGUAUUGGAUGUAUAGAUGGUACACAUAUAACAGCAUGUAUACCUGAGGAUCAACAAAUGCCUUAUAGAGGAAGGAAAGGAAUUCCCACAUUUAAUGUAAUGGCUGUCUGUGAUUUUGAUGUGUUUUACAUUUGUAUCGGCGGGUUGGGAAGAAUAUAUUCACCCAAUGACCCCCUUUUUAGAGUUUUAGAGGAGUAUCCUGAUUUUAUACCCUCGUCGGAGCUUUCUGAUGUUCAUGUUACUUCAGAUGGUGGAAUUAGAACGGGAAGCUCUACUGAAAUGUAG